This is a messenger RNA of Fusarium tjaetaba, 345 nucleotides long. RefSeq names its product MGMT family. Gene Ontology annotation, molecular function: catalytic activity. Lineage: Eukaryota; Fungi; Ascomycota; Sordariomycetes; Hypocreales; Nectriaceae. The coding region runs from base 1 to 345 and encodes 114 amino acids. Gene Ontology annotation, biological process: DNA repair. The transcript is spliced from 2 exons. The record is from RefSeq and is a predicted model, not a curated record.
AUGCCCCGUUCAGACGAAGCACAAGCCUUCUUCCACGCCGUAUACUCAGCCGUCCAAGAGAUCCCCCACGGCAAAGUCACAACAUACGGCCACAUCGCCAUGCUCGUUGGAACCCGUACCAAACCUCCCUCACACACCCAGAAACUCAAAUCACUAACAUCCAACAGCUCAAAGACCUCGUCAGAUCUCAACCUGGAGGAUCUCGCUCUCAAGCUGAUGCCCUCCAAGCAGAAGGCGUACAAGUCGAGACAAACGCAAUGGGCGAACACUCCGUUGACUUCUCCCAAUACGGCUGGUUCCCAGACCUACUCCCCUCAGAAGAAAACGAGCAAGGCGAAUGAAUGA